AGGAGCAAGAACCAUUAGUGCUCACGUAGUUGCAUGUGUGUGUAUAACUAUGUGUACACAGUGUGAGUUUCCUUUGCCUUGACCUCAUUUCCACGCUCUAUCACACUCAUGCACCACAAAGAAAAGCAAACGAGACUUCAUAACGUUCGAAAUUUCUGCCCUUUUACGGUGCCAAUGCAUUGAAUGAGUGUGGCGGCGGAGGUGGCGACGGCGGCGGCGGCGGCGGCGGCGGCGGCGGCGGCGGCGGCGGCGAUGGCGGGAGGAGGUGGUGGUGGAGGAGCAGGUGGAGGGGUGUGCGGGCCGGCGCCUCCCCAUCGACUCACCCAGCACGGGGAGAGAAGGAAUGUAGUACCAAGUAUAUUUAUUUUCAUCGACGGCCAAGGAAGGGCGAGCAUAUUUACAUUCUGAUCAAAGGAAUGCAAAUUUCCUCUGAAAAAUUGUUGACACUUGGCGUGGGUGCUUGUGAGUGGGUGUUCUCCCGCCGCGCCGCCUGUCACCACUGCCAACACUACCCGGCGCCGGCAUAAUAUGGAGUUUCCAUUCCCCUCGAGUCUUGUCAAUCAAUGAAACCGCUCCAUGAUUGGCCGCUAGUCAGCAAAGGGGGCCGCGUUGGCGCGCUCAUUGGCUCCUCGGGGAAGGGGGUGUGGCCACUGGGCGGGCUUAUCGACCACUCACAAGUGAUACUCUUGUUCUCUAGCGCAGUGUUCUCGCUGGGUUCUUAUAUUAUUAACUUUCUACCUUUACAUGUUCAUUUUUAACCAACUUUAUUUUCCAGGUCCGGGUGGAUCCGUCUUACCGUCUGCGUCGCCUGCAGGAAAACUGAUUGAGGGAACACUCAGCACAACCUUGCCCAAGAUGAAGGAGAUGGCGGGAUGCUGCACCGAGCGCGUUCCAGUGCGCAGAUGCCACGGAGCAAAUCAGGGGCUGUCGCUAACUGCCAUUUUAUAUGUGAACUACACGCUGUUUAGCAUAGGCAGCCUCCACACCCCACUGUGAUCUCUUCUGCAAUUGUUACUCCUGGCGGUAUGGACUGAACCCCGUGAUACCUACACUAGUUAAUUAGUGGCCACACUGGAAAAGGACGCAGUAUUGAGGCAUUUACAGUGGUUUUACCUGGCGGAGUGACUGUUCCUAAGGCGGCGGUGACAUAGACUAGAGGUGAUCGGCCUGCGGGCGGCGGCUGCGGCAUGGUGAUCGGCCCCGGCUGGUGACUCACCGCCCGCACGCCCGCGCCAUGAUGGAACGUGGCACCGUGCAUGUGUCGGCGCCCUCCCUCCACGCCCACGCCCACAUGACGGCCCUCACGGCUCCCACACUGCCCCAGCGCUCGCCCUUCGCCAUCCAAGAGCUGCUGGGGCUGGGGUCCCAGUCUGACUCGCCCCCGGCCCCGCCCGCCUCCUCUUCCUUCGGGGCUGGCGGCUCCCUAGGGGCAGCGCCCCACCUCUUAUACUCGCGCCACGCCGCCCUCGCCGCCCACCAGCAGCACUCGCUAUUCCCAGACUCCCGCCAUGUCUGGAUGAACCCCGCCCUUUUGCCCGGCAUGGGCGUGGGAGGGCUGGGCGGCCCUGUCACGCCCGUCACCAUGAACAGCGGCAUGCCCCCAAUGCUGGGCCUCCGACCCGACGCCCACGCCGCUCAUCCCGACGCCCACAGCCCAGGGUUGGAUUCCUCGGAUUCCACAAGCAAGCUCUUCGAUGGACAGAACGUCAGUCUUGGGAAGAAGAAAAAGAAGAAACGAAGACACAGUCGCACCAUCUUUACGUCCUUCCAACUGGAGGAGCUAGAGAAGGCCUUCAAGGAGUCACACUACCCUGAUGUCUACGCCCGGGAGAUGCUGUCCCUUAAAACCGACCUUCCUGAGGACCGGAUACAGGUGUGGUUCCAGAACCGUCGAGCGAAGUGGCGCAAGACGGAGAAGACGUGGGGCAAGAGCACCAUCAUGGCGGAGUACGGCCUGUACGGCGCCAUGGUGCGACACUCCCUGCCGCUGCCGGAUACGAUCAUGAAGUCCGUAGACAACGGAGAGGAGUGCCCGGCCCCCUGGCUCCUAGGGAUGCAUCGAAAGAGCAUGGAGGCAGCGCAGACGCUGCAGGAGUCAGAGGCGGAUGGGGAAGCCAGCGAUGGGCGGGAGGAGCCUCAGCUACACAAGUCGCAGCAGCCUCCGCAGCUUCAGCCUUCCUCAGGAGAGCAGCAGACAGAGCAGCAAGAGCAGAACCAGCAACAGCAACAACAGCAGCAGCAGCAGCAGCAGCAGCAGCAGCAGCAGCAGCAGCAGCAGCAGCAGCAGCAGCAACAACAACAGCAACAGCAGCAACAGCAACAGCAACAACAGCAACAACAGCAGCAGCAGCAGCAGCAGGGCCAUCCUGGAGAGCACAGUGGGGACCCUGAGUCGGUCUUCCUGCGGGAUUCCUCACACUUCCCGAUGGACAAGGACGUGGGCGGCAACAGCUUCGUAGGGUCACGAGCCGAGGGUAGCGGGGCCAGUUUCAACGGCAGGGGUCCAUCCCAAGCCAGCCAGAGUCCCAUCCAGGACGACCUCCGCUCCAGCAGCAUCGCGGCGCUGCGGCAGAAGGCGCAGGAGCACGCCGCCAGGAUGAGCAUCAACAACAACCUGGCGGGCCUGCACCAUCCUGACCCCCUCCACCACCACCACCACCACCACCAUCACCUCGGUGGUCACUUCUGAUCCACAGUGACAGCGUCUCCACCACCUCCAACACCCACACCCUCUCCACCCCCUCCUCAAUUGGAACCACUACCACUACUAUCACCAAAACGGCCACUUUGAUCCACCAUAGUAGCGACCAAUGUCUCCUACGCACACUCACCGCUGCCACACCCCUAUACACCACACCGCCAGCUCUUCAAACCCCCAGUCCACUUCUGCAUAAGUUAAAGCUGGUGUAUUUGCCGCCUCCCGACAAAGAAAAAAAGAAAAAAAUACCUCCCUCGACUCUUCCCUCCACCUGCCACUUCCCCAGCUGGCACGGACGACAGGUGGGUGGAUGGCUGGCUCUGCAAUCAGCAGUUAAUCUCCAGGACA
This is a messenger RNA of Scylla paramamosain (green mud crab), 3046 nucleotides long. RefSeq names its product visual system homeobox 1-like. Bases 1235 to 2689 code for a protein of 484 amino acids. Gene Ontology annotation, biological process: regulation of transcription by RNA polymerase II. Gene Ontology annotation, molecular function: DNA-binding transcription factor activity, RNA polymerase II-specific; sequence-specific double-stranded DNA binding. Lineage: Eukaryota; Metazoa; Arthropoda; Malacostraca; Decapoda; Portunidae. Gene Ontology annotation, cellular component: nucleus. The transcript has 7 exons. The record is from RefSeq and is a predicted model, not a curated record.